Molecule: messenger RNA, 984 nt
Organism: Prosopis cineraria
Lineage: Eukaryota; Viridiplantae; Streptophyta; Magnoliopsida; Fabales; Fabaceae
Product: peptidyl-prolyl cis-trans isomerase FKBP17-1, chloroplastic
Exons: 4
Coding region: 98-790 (230 amino acids)
Molecular function (GO): peptidyl-prolyl cis-trans isomerase activity
Source: RefSeq, a predicted model, not a curated record
AAUAUAACUUCUUCCUGCCCAUUAUCAACCAGAACAUGUUUUCCCUCCCAAUCGAUUGUGUGGCAAUUCGCAUUCAGAAAUCCGAACUGUCCAGGGGAUGACAAUGCAAUGCUAUCCUCACUCUAAUUCAACUCGCUUUCUUUUACCCUUCCAAUCUGCCUCUCCCUCGCCUCCCAAUGUUCUUGCCUCUGCAAUUUCGCCUCUCUCUUCAACCCCAAGAAGAGCUCUUUCUCUCUCCCUUAUCUCCGCCGCCUCUUUCUAUGCCUUAAUCUCCUCACUUCCUCCUCCUUCAUCGGCGUCGUCUUUGUCAUCUUCCUCUUCUUCAAAAUUCCCCGUAUCUGACUUCUUUGAGCUCCCGAAUUCUGGUGGCGUUAAGGUUUUGGACUUGCUUGAUGGUUCCGGAGAAGUUCCCGCCAAGGGAGACCGGGUUGCAAUUCAUUACUAUGGACGGUUGGCAGCUAAACAGGGAUGGCGCUUUGACUCAACAUAUGACCACAAAGAUGAGACUGGAGAAUCAAGUCCUUUUGUUUUCACCCUUGGUUCUGGGAAGGUCAUUCCAGUAAUUGAGGCAGCAGUGAGAUCAAUGAAAGUAGGUGGCAUCCGUCGGGUCAUUAUCCCUCCAUCCCAAGGAUAUCAGAACACGUCACAGGAGCCCAUCCCGCCUAAUUUCUUUGACAGGCAAAGGCUGUUCACUACCAUUUUUAAUCCAACUCGUCUUGCAAAUGGAGAAGGCUCCACUUUGGGAACUCUUAUAUUUGAUAUCGAACUGGUUAGCCUGAGGCAUCAUUGAGGUCAACUUAUAUGAGCUAGGCGUGAAAAACACAAAAUCACAGUCCAUUGACAAGUAUUUUGUGCAGACAAUGGAGAAUCCAGCUUAGUCAAUGCCACUAUCCACCGCCUUCCAAAAGAUCAGGGACCCUGUUCUUGAGGUUUGUCACCUCAGACUUUAAUAUCAAGUCUCCGUAUGUAGAUUGUUUUUCUUUU